Molecule: messenger RNA, 1538 nt
Organism: Chroicocephalus ridibundus (black-headed gull)
Lineage: Eukaryota; Metazoa; Chordata; Aves; Charadriiformes; Laridae
Product: creatine kinase U-type, mitochondrial
Exons: 9
Coding region: 151-1404 (417 amino acids)
Biological process (GO): phosphocreatine biosynthetic process
Cellular component (GO): mitochondrion
Molecular function (GO): creatine kinase activity
Source: RefSeq, a predicted model, not a curated record
GCGGGGCGCGCGAGCAGGUGGCGGUGCCGUUGCAGCCCCCCCGCGCCCGGCCGGUCCCCGCCCCUCGCGCACCCUCCCGCCGCCGCCGUUCCCAUUCCCAUCGUUAUUCCCAUUCCCAUCACGUCCGCCGCCCGGCUCCGCUGCUCCGCCAUGGCCGGCACCUUCGCCCGCGCCCUCUCCUCCCGCCGCUCCGCCGGCCUCCUGGCCAUGGUGGGCGCCGGCUCCCUCGCCGCCGGCUUCCUGCUCGCCCGGGACUCGGUCAGCGCGGGCGACCGGCAGCGGCGGCGAUACCCGCCCAGCGCCGAGUACCCCGACCUGCGGAAACACAACAACUGCAUGGCCAGCAACCUGACGCCAGCCAUCUAUGCCAGGCUGUGUGACAAAGCAACCCCAAAUGGCUGGACCUUGGACCAGUGCAUCCAGACGGGUGUCGACAACCCCGGCCACCCCUUCAUCAAGACUGUGGGCAUGGUAGCUGGCGACGAAGAAACCUACGAGGUGUUUGCAGACCUGUUUGACCCCGUGAUUCAGGAGCGGCACAACGGAUACAACCCCCGCACCAUGAAGCACGUCACAGACCUGGAUGCCACCAAGAUAAAGUUUGGCCACUUCGACGAGCGCUAUGUGCUCUCGUCCCGGGUGCGGACUGGGCGCAGCAUCCGUGGGCUGAGCCUGCCGCCAGCCUGCACCCGCGCCGAGCGGCGAGAGGUGGAGAAGGUGACAGUGGAGGCGCUGAACGGCCUCACCGGAGACCUGGCGGGACGGUACUACCGGCUCAGCGAGAUGACGGAGAAGGAGCAACAGCAGCUCAUUGAUGACCACUUCCUCUUCGACAAGCCAGUGUCCCCGCUCCUGACGGCAGCAGGAAUGGCCCGGGACUGGCCCGACGCCCGAGGGAUCUGGCACAACAACGAGAAGACCUUCCUCAUCUGGAUCAACGAGGAGGACCACACGCGCGUCAUCUCCAUGGAGAAGGGUGGCAACAUGAAGCGCGUCUUUGAGCGGUUCUGUCGGGGCCUGAAGGAGGUGGAGCGGCUAAUCCAGGAGCGUGGCUGGGAGUUCAUGUGGAACGAGAGGCUGGGCUACAUCCUGACCUGCCCCUCCAACCUGGGCACCGGGCUGCGAGCGGGCGUCCACAUCAAGCUGCCGCUGCUCAGCAAGGACAGCCGCUUCCCUAAGAUCCUGGAGAACCUCCGGCUACAGAAGCGUGGGACGGGCGGUGUGGACACUGCGGCUACAGGCAAUGUCUUUGACAUCUCCAACCUGGACCGGCUGGGGAAGUCAGAGGUGGAGUUGGUGCAGCUGGUGAUAGACGGCGUGAACUACCUGAUUGACUGCGAGCGGCGGCUGGAGAAGGGGCAGGACAUCCGCGUCCCCGCCGCGGUGCCGCAGUUCCGGCACUGAGCUGGACCAAGGCAGCGCCAGCCCCACGGGACCCAGCUCUCCCCAUAGCUUACGCCAUCUCUGUGCCCAGCAUGUCGCUGUGUCCUGUUACCCACAACGCGCCAGGCCAGAUCCCAUAAACCUGUGCUGCUGUA